GAAUGAGUUGCUCGGUGAAGAUUUCGUGUGGUAAGAACUGGAGCGGGUCGCAGCGGAGGAUCAAUUCCCUCGCGGAGGAAACGACGUGCCCUACGGCUGGAAGCACAAGCUGCGCCGGCUUAGCGGGCCAACCGAACGCCGUAGCGUCGACGUCAACGUCGACCACGGCCACCACGUCCACCACAACCACAACCAACACCGUCAGCCCGAGCACGCUGACCAGCGGUAACCAGAGGCUUGCGCCGCCGCGUCCUGUCAAGUCGAUCGCCUCUAGAAAAGGGGAGGAUACCACGAAACUGCUCAAGUACAUCGACGAUAACGUCAUCGGCAAGAACGGCACGUUCUUCGGACCAUUCGGCCGCAGGAAAGUGGUCUACUGCGACUACACCGCUUCUGGAAGGUCGCUGCAAUUUCUCGAAGAGUACAUUGCGAAGGAGGUGCUGCCAUAUUUGGGCGACACCCGGGCGUCCACGUCCAUCUGCAGCCUUCAGUCUUCUCUGUUCAGACACGAAGCCAGAGACAUUGUCCGACAUGCGGUGGGAGCUGGCGAGCAGGAUGCUGUGCUGUUCACGGGUCAAGGCACGGCGGCUGCCCUUCGUACGCUUUUGCGACACCUCGAUGUCUCCAAAUCCACCGUGGUGUUCGUGGGACCGUUCGAGCAUCACGCGAAUCUCCGGCCUUGGCGUGAGCAUGGCGUCAGGAUAGUACGAGUGUCCGAGACUCGAGAAGGUUUCUUGGAUCUGAACGAUCUCGAGCGGAGCCUGAUCAAAGUUCGAAGCGAAGGUGUUACGCAAAUGAUCGGAUGCUUCAGCGCUGCCAGUUGCAUAACCGGGGUUUUGGCAGAUGACGUCGCCACGACCCUUCUACUGCAUCAGUAUGGGGCACUUAGCGUCUGGGAUUACACCACAACAGCCCCGUACAUUCAAAUCGAUAUGAAUCCACAUCUGCCCGGCGUCGGGGAGACGACCGUGCACAAAGACGCGAUUAUUUUCGCCGGGCACAAGUUCAUCGGUGGAGUUCAAUCCCCUGGCGUGCUCGUGACCAAACGGUCCCUGUUGAAAGAUAAAAUUGCCACGGAGGACAUGCGGGACUCUCAUCACUAUCACCGGGAUCCGGAACUCUGCGAGGAGAGUGGCACCGCGGGUGUCGUCGAGACCAUCAGAUGCGGACUCGCUGUGCAACUGAAAGAGAACGUCACGCCGCGAGCGAUCGUCACUCGUCAAGAUAAGAUUUCCAGGCAAGUGUUGGCACACGUACGCACGAUUCCGGAACUAAUUCUGCUCGGUAGCGGCUCGCAGAAUGUUAAGAGGCUGCCGAUCUUUUCGUUUAUGGUGCGUCAUCCGCGGGGCACGUUCCUUCACCACAACUUCGUGUGCGCCGUGUUGAACGACGUGUUCGGUAUACAGGCGCGUGGCGGGUGCGCGUGUGCCGGACGUUACGCUCACGAUCUGAUGGGAAUCGACCAGGAACUCGCCAAGGAAUACCAGAAGGCGUUGAUAGAGGGGGAACGGAACACCGAGAACGAAGAAACGAACGCCGAAGGUCUGAGGCCGGGUUUCGCGAAACUCUCCUUCCCUUACUUUAUGUCUGAGGCAGAAGUGGCGUUCGUACUGGAGGCACUAAAAAUGGUAGCAACGGAAGGUUGGAAAUUGCUGCCGCAGUACGUGCUCAACUCGGAUACGGGUGAAUGGCGCCACCACACGAAUAGCGUGUUCAAAGAGCGAAAGUGGCUCAGCUCAAUCAGAUACACAGACGGGAAGAUGAACGCUUCCGAGAGACGAGUAUCCGGUACUGGUGUACUUCCGCAGAACUACGGCGACUGUUUACAGACAGCGCGCAACAUUUUCAACCGGGCUAGGAAAAUGGCGCAGAGGUAUCCGCUGCAGAUAGAUCGUAGCUACAACAUCGUGUCGGAACGGCUGGAGUCUUUACGAUGGUUCAUGUUGCCGAGCGAGGCGCAGGAUCUCCUUCUGGGUAACUCGCAGAACGUGAAGCAAGACGUGCCUUUCAGUCCGAUGCUAUCUUGGAACAAGCACAGCCAUCACACGCCGACUACAACGCACGACAGCUUGGUCAAUUGCCUAGCCUUGGCUAAUAGCAUCCGUCGACUGAACAGCGACAUUCCUCGAGCGGGAAACGCUCCGAUCUCGUCGAAUUCACCUAGACACAGAAGUCUUCCGGUAUUGAGUACAGUCAGGAGAACUCUGUUGAGCGCGGCCGAAUUCCAGACUUCUUCGUCCAAUCCAGCGAACAGCAACGAAGAGGAACAGACGUCGUCCAUUACCACCGUGGUCGAUCGAAAUACCGAAUCAGCCGGUGAGAGGUCACCGGCUACUUGUCCGAGUUCUCCGAUGCCCGUGAGGUUCGCGGUUGGCGAAGCGGUCACGGCAUCGGCUCUCAGCACGAUGUCUCACGCGGGCAGCAGGCCAAUUAAAGAGCAAAGAGAUUCGAUAGACUCCACCAACGCUGGUCGUGCCAGGUGCAACUCUCUCGGUAGUACUAGCGGCGGUGGCAACGAUUCGGGGAACCGAAACGUCGCAUCGUCCUCGUCCUCCCCAAUUCCACUGCUUCCGCUGAGCCCGCAAACCUUGACUAGUCUGGGAUUAAGUGGAAAUAAUGGCAACUCCUCGAAGCACAGACGACAUCACUGUAGUUGCAGCAGUCAAACGGAUUUGAAUUCUCUGGAGCUGGACAGUAGCAGCCCCAGUCAUUCGAUCUUGUCGUUAAAUUGUCAUAAUCCAACAUCGCCUCCGUCUUCGUAUUCCUCUGUCUAUGAUUAUACGGAAAGAUUCGUAGGGGGAGGUAGGUCGUCACCAGUUUCAGCGAACGGCGGUCAAAAGUCAGAGGACGAUCUGAGAGCUUACGUGAAGGAGGUGACGAAGGAAUUAGCGACGGAGAUUAAGUCAGAGAUCCGAGAAGUGAUAUCCAAGGUCGACGAUGCGCUGUCGGAAACGAACACUUCCGAGAACACGCCGCAACAUCAUUCACGCAAUCUAAGCGCCAUUAGUCAGUUGUCCGUAGAGGACAAACAGACGAGACACGAUUCGUUCACUGCGAGCGAUAUCGCGGAAUAUUUGAUGGAAUUCUCGAAGGAAAUGGCUAGCGAGGUGAAGUCAGAGAUCAGAUGUAUGGUUAAUGCCGUGGACGGUUUGCAUAGACACUCUCCGGAUGCUUCGGCUUCGGAUGUGUCGUCGAAUGGUUGCGGCUCGCCGGAUAGAGGGAGGAUCGUUCAAUCUUCCUCAUCGCCCAGAAUGUCGAGCGCCAGACGAAGCGGACCAAUAGAGAUCUCUGGGAAGAUCGGAGAACUGACUCAACAGGAAAGCAAAAUGUCCAGCGAGUGUUCUUCGGACGAGACGGUAAUUUACGUGAUGAAGCCAGCUGAGAACGAACAGAUGGUUCGCAACCAAUCGAAAACCGACGACGAAGAAGUGGUACACGACUUGGAUGACGAUUUAAACGACGACGAUUCUCAAGAACGCGGUGGUUUAGAGAUCGGAGACGCGCGAAAGAUUCUCCCCAAAAUUUAUUCCGCCGUGAAUUCCGUUAGUUCCCAAGACAGUGGUAUCAAUUUAUCUUUCCACGAGAGCGACAAGUCUUUAGAUUCGGUUGAUUUAAAGCGUAGCAGCAGCGCAGAGUCCAAUUCGACCAACAGUUACGGUCGCAAACCAAGAGCAAGUUCGAUGACCGCGUUAUCCAAUAAAUCAAGUUGCAAGCAACAAGUCCGUCAAAACGAUGACUUUUCUGAAGACGAGGAAUGUUCGAGCGAUCUGAAGGAGGAAGAAGAUGGAGACCAGGGAGCGACAUUUGACUCGAAGGGCGGGAACACCGAACUGUCCCGAGUUCAGUGGCAUUGUCCGCCAAAGAACAUUUGGAAGCCAGCUGUCGAGGCAAUGCAAGAGUUCGAUAUGAUUCGAGACAACGAUAGAGUGCUGGUCUGCUUGUCGACUAACGGCAAGAGUUCCUUGUCCUUGUUACACACGUUGCACCAGUACCGAUUCUACGUAAGAUCAAAGGGCGUGGACUUUGAGAUCGGAGCAGCCACGGUGGACGCAAACAGAUUCGAUCCUCUGGAACUAAUGAGCUAUCUGAAGGCUCUGGACGUCCCUUAUUUCUACGAAGAACAGAGCAGCGAAUUCAAGUGCAGCAGCGGUGACAAUCAGCCUGAAGAAGAAGCUGUGGACGCCAGUGGAGCGUGCAGCUUCUGCAACCGAGAGAUCAGGUCGCAGUUAUACGCGAUCGCCAAGCGGCAUAAAUACAACGUGCUGGCUGUUGGCCAGCACUUGGAUGAUCUUACCGAGAGUUUCUUCGUCUCGGUGUUUCACGGUGGCAAGCUGAAAACCAUGAAAGCGCAUUAUUACAUACGACGUCAAGAUCUCAGGGUCGUACGACCAUUCGUAUACACCCGAGAAAAAGCGUUGAGACAGUUCGUCGAUAGUAAGAAGCUGUUGGUUUCACGGGAAAUCAGGUCAACUGACCUUCCCGAGAGACAGAAACAAAGCAAGGAGCUAAUCCUGCAACAGGAACGCGCCUAUCCUCGACUUUACUGGUCCUUGAGGACCGCCUUGCGACCUUUGAUCGACGCCCAUGGCCAGCAACUCGAUCUCGAUCUCGCAUCUCCCGUGGGAAACAACGGGGGCAACAAUUCUGGCGGAUCCAGUUGCAGUUCGUCCGCCAGCAGCGUGGGCAAUGCACCCACUGGUGUUAACAAUCAACAGAAGAGACAGCGAAGAGCGAAGACAAAUUCUGUCUCGGUAGCUACGAUUCAGUACAAGGCACAGGAGCAUGAUGACAAUGACGAGACCGACGAAGAACCGGUCCUUUGAGGGAGACCCGUCGCGAGAUGGGAUUUCAAUCGUGCUUCUAUCUCAUCCUCGCAUCACCGUCGAAAACCACCGUUAUCGGCAUUCUCCAUAGUUAGGAGGAGGCGGCUACGUUUUGCCAGCGCCGCCGCUACCGCGAAAAUUCAAGAUCCUGAGGGAGAAUGCUAAGAUCGAUGUUUCAUUAAACGAAAUCGAUCGUGCGAGAGAGGGAAAGAUCGCGACGAAUGGAUCGAUGAUGAGAUACAUAUUUAUAUAUAGCUGUACGAGAACGUACUCGGUCUUUCGGACUAUGUUUGCUAGGCUACUAUUCUGCCAGUAGCGAUCGUUCGAUCGUUUUCUUGUUUUCAAAUGAUCAACGCGUAGACCAGAGGGUUUUCGAAGUUCGUUUGGUGACCCCCUGUUUGUCCAAGUCUCUUGCGAUUUGUCGAAGCUUCGUUAAGAUUCCGUGAAUAUGUUUGCGAUUCUGUACUUCGAUACGAAGUUGCUGUAACGGUUAUGAUUUGACGUCGCGUCGUGAAGCGUUUUGAUUUUCGCACGAGCGGUCUCACGGGAUGUCGAUGCACGAAAGUAGGACAUUCGCUCGAACAAUGAGCGCAACGACGGGUCGAAUAUUUCCUUUUCCUUCGUGUUCUCGGAAGAAAUGGUUGUCAAAGUCUGAGAACGAUCGUGGAAACCGUCGUCGCGGAUCGUUAGAUAUGUAACGACAUAAAUUGCUUCGUAAGCUACUUAAGGAAAACGUUGUGUGCGUUUAAAUGUUACUUACGUAAGGACACUUAGCGUUUAAUAACCAUCAACAUGUUGAGACUUCGGUUGUACUUUUCAAGUUCAGAGCACGCGAUGGCGACUCCAGAGUCUUGUCUUGUUGAAGCAACAUUCGAAGAUGCAUGGAUCUGGAUAAUGGAAAAUGGAACUGACGUUGAAAGAAACAAAGAUAAAAGUACGAAAAGAAGAAAAUAAAUACAAGUCGGUUUGACAAAUCAAUUGGAUUCAAGUGCAUGACUGUACGAUCUGUAUAAUUGGAUGGUAUUAGGUAAACGAGAGUAACUCGAAUGACUCGAGAAGAGCCAAAACCUCGACUGCUCAAGGGACCGCAUUGUUAAAGUUAAACGAAGGACGCUUGAUUUUUUAUAUAAUUACGAUUUAAUAAACCAACGAGCCUCGUGUCUCGCACCGGUGAACGAUUAGAGUUAGUUGCUUAUGAUACGAACAUUUUUGUAAAAUCGUGUCCGCGAUCACUGUCGAGACGAGCCUCUUUUUUCGAGCAUUUUUUGAUGAUCGAACGCGAUUUUUCGCACGGUGUCUUUCAAUAGGAGAGAGAACGUAAGUGGAUUUUAAAUAAGGAUAAGGAUACAGGGAUUUUUUUAUCGUUUGGAAUCGAUAGGACGUUCAUUUUUUUGCGGUCAAGAAAAAUGUCGUCCUUGACGAUUCGGGAACAAAUUGAACGGUGGGAAGAGCAAAAGAAUCGAGAAGGAAAACGCGCUUGUUCGAUCUUGCAAACAUGCGCAGACCAAUCGACGAUGUGUAUUUCUCAACUUGAUCUGUUUUUUCGCUCCAUGUGAACGUUUAUCGUACUCGGAUUGCGUAAAGUCGGUCAGAGGAUUUGAGUAGUGAAGGUUUUGACAAAUUCUCAGCCGUAUCGCAUUGUAUUUCGAUAGCACGCACACAAAACUUGACGCCUAGCCGCGUAUAUUCGUAAACAUAUACGUGUACAUACAUAUAUUGCUUCUGUGACGAGUAAACCGAAGAAACAUGGUAUAUAUAUACACAUAUAUAUAUACACAUAUACAUAUAUACAUAUAUACAUAUACGAAUCAUUAAACGAAAGUUUUUUCCUCUUAACUGGUAAAAUAUACGUACUACAUCUAUACAUAUAUAUCAUGUAUGUCGCCUUGUUCGAAAUCAUUGGCGGAAUCAUAUUUUUCGAAUAUUGUAUAGCCGUUUUUUUUUUCGUCGGUGAACAAAAAAGAAAAUAAAAAAAAAGGAUACACGUAAGAAACGUCAAAUUAUUCGCGAAAGAAAAAGUUAUGACGAUCGCAUGAUAUCUUUCAUUCUUCUCGAUUUACCGUGGCCGAGCGGGCGUACUAUUUUCGGAUUAUAUUUGCCGGAAGUAAGGCGUUCGCCAACCGUGUUCGGUCCAACGGACUGGGAUUCGUGUAACGAGGAUAUAUUCCAGCCAUUCUAGAUUAUAUUAGUAGACCGAGAAGCGAAAACCAGUUAACGGUCAAAGCAGGAUGGCAUAGUGAAACUUAAAAAUGUAAAACAGCCGUACGGACGCUCGUGGCCUCGAUCUCGUCGCGAUCGUCGCGGCAGUUGGCGUCGAUGGUUCGAUGAUCGAAAUAUCCUUCGGCUCGAUACUUAACGAACUCGUUUUACGUUUUCGUUUCGUUUUAUGUUUGACAGCUGUGUAUGCUCGCUAUCGUUAGGAUUUAAUUAAGGAAGCGUAAGGUUCCGUACGUACGUAGGCCGCAUGUAAAACACACACUGUAAAACGUAGAUACUUCUGGUACGUACGUUUCGCGUCGUACCGAUUCUUCCUAACGAGCCCGUUCAUCCGUUUACGGGACGGAGAAUGUGUCGGUGUUAGAUACGGAACACCAUAGAGGCAGAAACAACAUUUAACGGGAAGAAAAACACGUGAAAUAUGAAAGAACGGAAGUCUCGAUCUAUAUGGAUUUUCGCGGAUAGAUAUUACCAUAUUUUCCGAGGGUUACGAGAGGACGUUGUUACUGUAAAGAUAUGUAAGUUUAUUUAUCGCUAAUAAAAAUGAACGUUUAAGAAAAA
Bombus huntii is the source of this 7601-nucleotide messenger RNA. RefSeq lists its product as uncharacterized. The record is from RefSeq and is a predicted model, not a curated record. The transcript is spliced from 8 exons. The coding region runs from base 3 to 4823 and encodes 1606 amino acids. NCBI's taxonomy places the organism in Eukaryota, Metazoa, Arthropoda, Insecta, Hymenoptera, Apidae.